Malania oleifera is the source of this 1512-nucleotide messenger RNA. RefSeq lists its product as uncharacterized. Bases 115 to 426 code for a protein of 103 amino acids. The record is from RefSeq and is a predicted model, not a curated record. Lineage: Eukaryota; Viridiplantae; Streptophyta; Magnoliopsida; Santalales; Ximeniaceae. The transcript is spliced from 3 exons.
GCUUUCUGAGUGAUCAAAACUCCGUCGUUUAAGAAUGAUUACUGGCAACAACUUCCUCAGCGUACUCUCUCGUCUCUUCUCAUUCCAUCUCGCGGCCCUCUCUAUCGAUCAGCAAUGGCUUCACGAUUGUUGACGGCGGCUCGCCAAGCUGCAGCCCUAUCUCGGAUCCCGUCUCCGAAUCCAGUGUCUCAACCCUCCAUCCUGCUUCAACGCCGUGGCCUCGCAGGCGCUGCUGAUCAUCAUGGACCUCCGAAGGUUAGUUGUUGGCAAGAUCCAAUGAGCCCAUCUAAAUGGAAAGAAGAACAUUUUGUAAUUGUCUCUUUAUCUGGUUGGGGUUUGCUUUUCUUUGGGGGGUACAAGUUCUUUACCCGAGGCAAAAAAGACAAGGAACAGGUACUUCUGCAUACCCUAAAAAAUGAUCAUUAGUACUCUUAAUCUUAAAUGACGUUAAUGACAAUGUCUAACGUAAUUAUAAAUCAGAAAUUUCUCAUGUUUUUUUAAGUAUCUUUAUCAGUGUAACUUUUUUAUGUGAAGAUCACCUUUUUAAAUAGGAUUUUAGACUGAUAUAUGCAUUUGGGAAAAUCUAAUAUCAUUAGUUAGUAGUUUCUUGUCACCACUUUGUUUUUGAAGGAAACCACAUGGAAGAGAAUUUGGAGCCUCCUUUAUUCAUUUGUUUGUUUGUUUGUUUUCUUGAUAUCAUGCUCAAUAGUUUUUUAUUUUAAUUUUUUUUUCAUGAUUAUAUAGCUUUAAAAGAUUAAGGCUUAUCUUGGCCCCCUUACAACUGAUGAUAAGGAGCUGAUGCAAAGGAGUGGAUUCAAAAAUUGUUUCAUUUCCCGCAAAAAGGAGCUAUCAAAGAGAAGAAUCUUUGAGUUUUUGGCAAACAAAGCAGUAAACAUGCUGAAAUGUCCUAUAUGACUAGAAUAAACAAUUUUGUUUAUAAAUGAAUAUUUGGAUAGAUAACUUUGUUGUAAUUGUGAAAAGCUGGAAUCAUAGGAUAUAAAUUUUCUUUUAAACCAUUAAAUUCGUGAAUUUUGAAAGCUCUUAUGUAAAAUUUGGUUUUUAAAAAGCAUUAAAAAUCCUAUGGUUUCUGAAUACCUCAAACCUGCUUCAACUCUUAAAUAUAAAGGAGAUGCUUUCUUCAAUAAAAUCUGUUAAUUUGAAUUUGCAGCCAACGCCUAAUUGUUCACCAUAUGAGAGGUUUAGAGCACUGAGAGUGCCAUUCCCUUUUAAGCUUUAACUGAAUCUUUCUUGAGUACUUGCAGAAUUUGGUGGAAGCAUCACACUAGGGGGUUCGGUGUAAUCAUCGAGGAAGCUUCAUUGUAAUAAGGUUUUCAUUUGGACUUCACCUCUCCUGAGAUCAUACUAUGAUGGGAUGCAGUUCAUUUCUGGAAAUUUUUUUAUAUUUGAAUUUAAUUGGAGAAUGGUUGUGGUGAGUUUGCUCUGUUGUGAGACAAGUAAUCCCCUUUCAUUUGCUUGCACUAAUCUUUUCUCAUUAGUAAUGUGCUUAUUUCA